Messenger RNA from Talpa occidentalis (Iberian mole), 2447 nucleotides. It is a transcript of the gene TUSC2, whose product is annotated as tumor suppressor 2, mitochondrial calcium regulator. The transcript is spliced from 3 exons. Gene Ontology annotation, biological process: regulation of mitochondrial membrane potential; inflammatory response. Gene Ontology annotation, cellular component: mitochondrion. The coding region runs from base 130 to 462 and encodes 110 amino acids. The record is from RefSeq and is a predicted model, not a curated record. Lineage: Eukaryota; Metazoa; Chordata; Mammalia; Eulipotyphla; Talpidae.
AGCGGAGCCUGCGGAAGGUGGCGGCGGCGGCAGCACCUGCGAGCGGAGGCCGAGGUGGGGUAUGGCGGCGCCCACGGCCCUGUGAGAGCUCCUCGGCCGCGGGGCCCGCCAUGCGCCGGCGGCCCUGACAUGGGCGCCAGCGGCUCCAAAGCGCGGGGCCUGUGGCCCUUCGCCUCGGCGGCGGGGGGCGGCGGCCCGGAGGCGGCGGUCUCGGAGCAAGCUUUGGUGCGGCCUCGAGGCCGAGUCGUGCCCCCCUUCGUGUUCACGCGCCGCGGCUCCAUGUUCUAUGACGAGGAUGGGGAUCUGGCUCACGAGUUCUAUGAGGAGACAAUCGUCACCAAGAACGGGCAGAAGCGGGCCAAGCUGAGGCGGGUGCAUAAGAACUUGAUUCCUCAGGGCAUCGUGAAGUUGGAUCCCCCCCGCAUCCACGUGGAUUUCCCUGUGAUCCUCUAUGAGGUGUGAGCCUGAAGGGUGACAGGCAUAAGCACCCCUGGCCCCAACAAGAAACCCCCCAGGCUCAAGGUGUGGCUUCCAUUGAGGAACCUAGGCUGGGGCCACAACCCUGAAUAAACUACAUUGGCCUGGAACCUUCAGCUGUGAGCAGGACAGUCCUGCAAUGUUGGUUGGGUAUUGGUUUGUAUGUGGACAAGAGGUGGCUGGUAGCUGGCGAGAGCUAAUGGCGGAGUUACCAACUCACCUUCUCCAGCAAUCCUUAAAAGGAGCAUGCAGGGCAUAUACUGGUCAGGACUGCCUGGUUCCUGGGCCCACUUCUGGCCUGCUUUCUUCCAAACUUGCCUACGGCCCAGCCCUGCUAGGGGCUACAGCACUUUACAAGCAAGGUCUGCCUUCUUCCAGCCCCUGGGCUGUGGGAGUUGUAAUCAAGUGGGAACUUCCUUUCCCUCAUUUCCCUUACCCCCCUGUCAGAGCAUUUCAGCCGUUUGCUACCUCGAUUCCUUCUGUGUUGGACAGAGACUGGGGGCAGCACAAGCCUGAUUCUACCUGCCUACCUGCCCAUCUGCUCCCACCCCAGAUGGAUGGACAGUUUACUGGCUAUUAACAGGAGUAGGGAUUGGUGUCAGAGACUUCUCUCUCCAACCUGGGCUGUUCUGAUACUGCAACUUCUUGUUGCACCCACCCCUCACCCCCUGCGCCAAGUGAGAGGGCAUAGGACAGGAUCAAGAAGGGCUGUGGAUGCCUGUGCCUAUGGGGAAUUGCUCCCGCCUGCCUACUCUAAUCUCCCUUGCCUUUGCAUUAGCGCCCCCACCGCCACGAGAGACCAUCGGCCAUCCUACAGUUAGGGACAGCAUCCUAGGGCUGGUGCCAAUAACUGAGGAGCCCAAUGCCCCUUCCCCUAUAGUAUCCUCACCCCUUCAGAAUCAGUCAAGGGAAAGUACUGGAGCCCCUGGGUAGGGACAGAAAGGCAAGAGCAACCAUAAAAGGAAUGCUAAAAUGUGAAAGUCUGUAAGUAGUCUAGUCUAUGAUGUUGGGGCAGAGUCUGAUUUCUCCAUAGAAAUGACUUUAAAAUUCCUUACUGUGCAAGCUCUAUGCUUCAAGAGUGUGGGAAUGGCUUGGGGAGGGUGGCCCCUAUUCUAGAAAGGCUGUUGUAUUAUUUGUUCAGUUUCAAUAAAAUUAUUUGUAGACCCUGCAUGUAAGAGUGGUACCUUCUGGGGCUGUGACACCUGGUGUCUAGACUACCUGUGCUCACUAGGUAGACCUGGGUCCAGAACUCUGGUGCCUCCCAUCUCCAGCAAGGACCAGCCAGAGUAAGCCUGAGCCCAGCCUGUGACCUUCCCAGCCAUGACCAGCAGGUGGCAGUAUAUUCACACAGACCUCACAGCAGAGCCCCUCAGAUGGGGGCCACUCGCUUGUCUGUUGUGUACAAUAUAGGUGGUGACAGCUGGAAUUGGAAGGACUUCAGGUGAUUCACUAGGGCCCCACCUGUCUGAACUGAGGUGAAAAUGUGGCCUCAGAUAGGCCUCCAGCAGUGCCAGCUGACCCUACAUUGUCACAGCAUGAGCCUCAUGGACCUCCAAGGCCCUGCUUUAGGUGGACAGCAGACACAUGGGUGCCACCAUGUCCUUGGCUUACUGCCAGACUCAGCACCCCAAGCCCACCUGCCCCCCAGAUCUGCCUGAGACCACCACCAGUAGAGCAGACUUGGGGCUUCUGUUUUAGCAGGCAGAGCUCAGCUGUGUAAUCCUUAUUCUGUUCCCUGCUGCUGUCUUCUCACCUGCAUUCUCCCACCCUGCCCGCACCCCCUCCAGUGGCCAUUCAGCCUACACUUUUGAUCUUGCUAUGAGGCAGGUUCUCUGCUAAGCUUAGCUCUUGGCCAUCAGCCCGACUCCCAGUUAGGGAAGAGGGACAGAGGCUUCUGGGUUUGAGAAGUUGCCCUGCCAGUCCUUUGGAGGCUUCAAUUUGUCAAGGCCAGAGCAGGAUCACCCUUUGCA